AUGCUCCCCGCCAGAAUCGUCGUCGAGUCCCUGAUUAACGCAGGCGUGAAACUUGUCUUCGGUAUCCCGGGUGCCAAGAUAGACGCCCUUUUCAACGAGUUGCUCGAUCACCCAGAGAUCAAACUCAUCAUCUGUCGCCAUGAGCAGAACGCUGCAUUCAUCGCAGCGGCUAUUGGGCGGCUGACGGGGAGCCCAGGGGUGUGUAUCGCAACCUCGGGACCAGGCGGCACCAACCUCGUCACCGCUCUCGCAACAGCUAAUACGGAAGGCGACCCCGUUGUUGCCCUCGUCGGCUCAGUCCCCCGAAACAUGUCCGCCGCAAAAACGCACCAGUCCAUGAACGUGAUGGCGGUUAUUGCCCCCAUCGCCAAAAAGACCCAGAGCGUAGACCACCAAGACCAAGUCGCCGACAUCACCAUCGAUGCUUUCCGCACCGCCGCAUCCUACCCGCAAGGCGUCUCCGCCAUUGCCCUCCCUCUCGAUAUCAUGAGCACCGUCCCGUCCAAGUUCCUUGCCUUCCCCCAGAAAGCCUUCACGCCCCCAAUGUACGGUGCCGCUCCGCAGCCUCUGGUCUCCGCACUGGCACGCAUGAUCAACCGAGCCAAACUCCCAGUGCUGCUUCUGGGUAUGCGCUCCAGUGAUCCCGCGACCGUCGGUACCAUCCAGGCGCUGCUGCAGAGGCACCCUCUCCCCGUGCUCGAAACGUUCCAAGCAGCAGGCUGCGUCUCGCGGGAUCUCAAGCACUUGUUCUUCGGCCGGCUGGGCCUCUUCCGCAACCAGCCCGGCGACAAGCUGCUCGCGCGCGCAGACCUUGUGGUCACGGUCGGGUACGAUCCGACGGAGUACGACCCGUUCAGCUGGAACGUUGACGGGGACAUGAGGGUCGUGCAUGUGGAUGUCAAGGGCUGCGAUUACACGCACCACUACCAGCCCGAGAUUGAACUUAUCGGAGGCAUCGGUGCCACGAUCGAGGCUCUUACUAGCCAGUUAACGGAGACGAAGGAACUUGCUUGUAAGGAUAUCUGUGAUGAGAUAUCUGCCGAGCUACACAAGUGGGAAAACACAGAUCUGAGGGCGGCGGGCAAGGACUUGAAAUUAGUCCACCCGUUGCACUUCAUCUCCACCCUCCAGAGCCUCGUCAAGGAUACGACGGUCGUAUGCUGCGAUGUCGGGACAGUAUACAUCUACAUGUCGCGGUAUUUCUUCUGCUACCUCCCUCGCCACUUUUUAGUAUCAAACGGCCAGCAAACCCUCGGCGUUGCCCUCCCCUGGGCCAUCGCCGCCUCCCUCAUCCAAUCCCCGACGGACCCGUCCGCCCGCCAAAAGGUCAUCUCCCUCUCGGGCGACGGCGGCUUCAUGUUCACCUCGCAGGAGCUCGCCACGGCGGUGCAGCAGCAGUGCGACAUCACGCACUUCAUCUGGAACGACGGCACCUACAACAUGGUCGCCUUCCAGGAGGAGGCCAAGUACGGCCGCACCUCGGGCAUCGACCUCGGCGGCGUCGACUUUGCCCUCUUCGCCGAGUCCUUCGGCGCCAAGGGAUUCCGGGUCGAGAGCGCGCAGGACCUCGAGCGCGUGGCGCGGGAGGCGCUGGCGUAUAGAGGGGUCAGCGUCGUGGAUAUCCCGAUUGACUAUAGCCAUGUGAGCGAGCUGAUGGGGAAUAUCAUUAGGAAGGAAUUCAAUUAG
This is a messenger RNA of Drepanopeziza brunnea f. sp. 'multigermtubi' MB_m1, 1686 nucleotides long. RefSeq lists its product as uncharacterized. Gene Ontology annotation, molecular function: thiamine pyrophosphate binding; magnesium ion binding; flavin adenine dinucleotide binding. Lineage: Eukaryota; Fungi; Ascomycota; Leotiomycetes; Helotiales; Drepanopezizaceae. Gene Ontology annotation, cellular component: acetolactate synthase complex. Gene Ontology annotation, biological process: butanediol metabolic process; L-valine biosynthetic process. The record is from RefSeq and is a predicted model, not a curated record.